Molecule: messenger RNA, 3730 nt
Organism: Hypomesus transpacificus
Lineage: Eukaryota; Metazoa; Chordata; Actinopteri; Osmeriformes; Osmeridae
Gene: cul4a
Product: cullin 4A
Exons: 20
Coding region: 631-2904 (757 amino acids)
Biological process (GO): DNA damage response; protein ubiquitination; ubiquitin-dependent protein catabolic process
Cellular component (GO): Cul4A-RING E3 ubiquitin ligase complex
Molecular function (GO): ubiquitin protein ligase binding
Source: RefSeq, a predicted model, not a curated record
UUGCGUCGAAGGGGAGGCAAAAGCCAUUUUGUUGUGCUAGCUGUCUAGCUAGCGACGAAGUGAUGGAGUAUCUGAAAUUGUACUCAGCUUUUAAUUGUUCACGUCUAUAGAACCAUGCCUAUAUAGUAACCCUUCCGUUAGUAUUUGCCAAUCUUUUAACAUCGGCUCGGAAUGAAGUUGUGGAAAUACUCGUUUGGAAUUUAAUUUGCACCUCUCGCUGCUUAGCUAGCCAAUGCUUGAUAACAACGGCAGCUAGCUAAGUUACCGCUCGCUUGUACAAAAUAGCCAUCUAUCUGACGUUACUAGCUAAAUAGCUAGCUGCAACCUGCUUUUAAACUUUCCCAGAGUUAGACUGCUAGGAAGAUAUUUUGCUAUCUAUGCUGAUUCGAGUAAGCGAAUGUAGCUUACUCAUGGUGCUCGGUGUGCUAUUUUAAGAUACAGAUUCAGUGGUUGAAAAUACUGGUUGUGUAACAUUAGCCAAUCAACUUUUGAAUAAGAAACGCUAGCAUAGCACAAUAGCAGCUAGAUAUCUAUAUCUGGACAGUGCAGCUGCACUGUGUGACAGAGACAGGCUAGAACUGUCACCGAACUUCAUAACAACGGCAGCGGCCUUAUGUGCAUAAGCUCAUAAUGGCAGAAGAUAUAAGACAGGACAAGAAAGCCAAUUUUUCUGCUCUGACUGAGCACAAUAACAACGGAGUGACGAGGACAUCAGCGUUGGCCUCCAACAAAACUGGCGCCUCAAAGAAAUUAAUCAUAAAAAAUUUCAAAGACAGGCCAAAGCUGGCAGAAAACUACACAGAGGACACAUGGCUGAAACUGAGAGAUGCAGUUGGUGCCAUCCAAAACAGCACCUCCAUCAAGUACAACCUGGAAGAACUCUAUCAGGCUGUGGAGAAUCUGUGCUCUUAUAAGGUCUCCCCCACACUCUACAAGCAGCUUCGGCAGGUCUGUGAGGAUCACGUCCAGGCCCAGAUCCACCAGUUUCGAGAAGAGUCCUUGGACAGCCUGUCCUUCCUGAAGAGGAUGAAUCGGUGCUGGCAAGACCACUGCAGACAGACGAUCAUGAUCCGGAGCAUCUUUCUGUUUCUGGACCGCACCUAUGUGCUGCAGAACUCCCUCCUUCCUUCAAUCUGGGAUACCGGUCUGGAACUGUUCCGCACCCACAUCGUGAGCGACAGCGCGGUCCAGACGCGCACGGUCGACGGGAUUUUGGAGCAGAUUGAGCGCGAGCGCAACGGCGAGACAGUGGACCGCAGCCUGCUGCGGAGUCUACUGGGCAUGCUCUCAGACCUGCAGGUGUACAAGGAGUCAUUUGAGGAGAGGUUCCUGACUGAGACUAACAGACUGUACGCUGCAGAGGGGCAGAGGCUGAUGCAAGAGAGAGAUGUCCCCGAGUACCUGCAUCACGUGGCACGUCGUUUAGAGGAGGAGAACGACCGCGUCAUCAGCUACCUCGACCAGAGCACACAGAAGCCACUCAUCUCCUGUGUGGAGAAGCAGCUGCUGGGAGAACACAUGACGGCCGUGCUUCAGAAAGGUCUGGGCAUCCUGCUGGAUGAGAACCGUGUGACCGAGCUGUCCCUUCUCUACCAGCUGUUCAGUAAGGUGAAGGGAGGACUCCCUACACUGCUGCAGUUCUGGAGAGACUACAUCAAGAGUUUCGGAGGGGAGAUCGUGGGGACCCCGGAGAAAGACAAGGACAUGGUCCAGGAGCUGCUCGACUUCAAGGACAAGAUGGACAACGUGGCCCAGGGCUGCUUCAACAGGAACGAGAGCUUCAUCAACGCCAUGAAGGAGGCCUUCGAGAGCUUCAUCAACAAGAGGCCCAACAAACCUGCCGAGCUCAUAGCUAAGUACGUGGACUCCAAACUGCGGGCGGGCAACAAGGAGGCCACCGAGGAGGAGCUGGAGAGGAUCCUGGACAAGAUCAUGAUCAUCUUCCGCUUCAUCCACGGUAAAGACGUGUUUGAGGCCUUCUACAAGAAGGACCUGGCCAAGCGGCUGCUUGUGGGAAAGAGUGCCUCCGUGGAUGCAGAGAAGUCUAUGCUGUCCAAGCUCAAACACGAGUGCGGAGCGGCGUUCACCUCCAAGCUAGAGGGGAUGUUUAAGGACAUGGAGCUGUCCAAAGAUGUCAUGAUUCAGUUCAAACAGUACACCCAGAACCAGAGUGAGCCCAGCAACAUUGAGCUGACGGUGAACAUCCUCACCAUGGGCUACUGGCCCUCCUACACCCCUAUGGAGGUCCACCUGCCUCCAGAGAUGGUGAAGCUGCAGGAGGUGUUCAAGCUGUUCUACCUGGGCAAGCACAGCGGCCGCAAGCUGCAGUGGCAGCCCACCCUGGGGCACGCCGUGCUCCGAACCCAGUUCAAAGAGGGUAAGAAGGAGCUGCAGGUGUCUUUGUUCCAGACCUUGGUGCUGCUCAUGUUCAACGAGGGGGAGGAGUUUAGCAUGGAGGAGAUCCGCUCAGCCACAGGCAUAGAGGAGGGCGAGCUGAGGCGCACGCUGCAGUCCCUGGCCUGCGGGAAGGCUCGCGUCCUCAACAAGAGCCCCCGGGGGAAAGACGUGGAGGACGGCGACCGCUUCAACUUCAACAACGACUUCAGACACAAGCUGUUCCGCAUCAAGAUCAACCAGAUCCAGAUGAAGGAGACGGUGGAGGAGCAGGUGAGCACCACGGAGCGUGUGUUCCAGGACAGGCAGUACCAGAUUGACGCGGCGGUGGUGCGCAUCAUGAAGAUGAGGAAGACCCUCAGCCACAACCUGCUGGUGUCGGAGCUCUACAACCAGCUCAAGUUCCCCGUCAAGCCGGGCGACCUGAAGAAACGGAUCGAGUCGCUCAUCGACAGAGACUACAUGGAGCGCGACAAGGAGAGCCCCAACCAGUACCACUACGUCGCUUGAGGAGGGGGGGCAAACGACCCCAUCCCGUCCCCACCCUCACAGCGGGUUCCACACAGCCCCCUGAUGCAGCCUGUCUCCCCAUGCCCCUCCUCUGGUGCCCCCUGCCUCACCCCAUCUCCCUGGGGCCUUGCUCAGAGAGAGCCAGGAGAGGCCAGAGGCCGACCGGCCAUGCCCACUCAACACCACCCUCAAAGGGGACUUUGGGCAGGGCAGGGUUGGGGGUGGUGAUGGAGAUGGAGGGUCCCGGGGUUUGUUUAGUGGGAGGCCUGCACAAAUCCUCUGCUGACGCUAAUGAACAGAAAAACUAGCACUUUCUGAUUUAUUUGUUGUUCUUUUCAGUUUGUUUUUUGGUUUGCGCUCCAUCCAUCUCUGAAUCUGUUCUGUCACAGUUUCCGCUGUCGUGGGCUCAUGUUGAAUUUUUUGUUUUGUUUUUCGUAGUUCAUCCAUGAGGUAACCUGCACUGGUCUGUUCCAAUCCCACAGCUGUGUCUUUAGAUUGGGCACAGGACCAGGGGUUGGCGGGUGGGGAGGGCGGCUUGAUUUGUUUGAGUGGUGGGUGUUGGGGAAGAGGGGUGGAUGUCACAUGGACAUGGACAAAGUGACGUGAAGGGCGGGGGGGGGGAGGGGGCGGGGGGGGAUGUGGAAAGGGGGGGUUGGGGAUGUAACACGGCUGAACAAAAGGACAUAACCACCUGGGUAUUUCCUUUUAGCUUUCUUCUGUAUUUUGACCAACACUGUCCACGCUCUGAUUUUUUUGUAGACCAGAUUGUAUUCUUUGUAAGAGAGAGAAACCUGACAAAAGCCUGAAUAAAUGGAUAUUUAAUGAA